Molecule: messenger RNA, 1420 nt
Organism: Galleria mellonella (greater wax moth)
Lineage: Eukaryota; Metazoa; Arthropoda; Insecta; Lepidoptera; Pyralidae
Gene: SPARC
Product: SPARC
Exons: 9
Coding region: 180-1148 (322 amino acids)
Biological process (GO): anatomical structure development
Molecular function (GO): protein binding; calcium ion binding; collagen binding
Source: RefSeq, a predicted model, not a curated record
AUGUAUGCGCGAAGUCGGAACGCUCGGGCGCAGAGCGGGUGGAAGGUGGACGCGGUGGCGGCGGACGCGCAGUCAGUACUCGGCGCUUCGGCAGUCCGUUUCACGCGGACCUCACUCACCCGUAUACUGGCUGAAGUCUCAAUAAACUUUUUUGGAAUUGGACCAGUACAGAGACCACAAUGAAGGGUCGGCUAGUAUUGCUGGCGCUGCUCCUCGCUGUGAUCUGCACCGCUGACGCUGAGAGACACCGGCGGCGCCACAAGCGGCUGCGCACGACCACGACAACGACGGAGCGGGCGGGCGCCGCGGAGGAAGCCGCUGCCGCCACCGACCUCGACGACCUGGAGGCGGAGCACCUCGAGCUCGGCAUGGCCGAGCGGCUCGACGAGAAGAAGUACCAGGAUUCGGAGAAAGCCCGUGUAUUGAAACUGUUGAACGAAGUGACCCGCAACGGUGACCCGGACCACGAAGUGUACCUCGACGACCCGUGCCUGAAGGUGCACUGCAGCGCGGGCCGCGUGUGCGAGAUCGACGAGCACGGCGAGGCCGUCUGCAACUGCAUCAAGGAGUGCCCCUAUGAAACUGAGCAGCGCAGGAAGGUGUGCACGAACUACAAUGAGACGUGGUCGUCGGACUGCGAGGUGUACCGGCAGCGCUGCCUGUGCCUCGACAACUCGGAGCUGUGCCGCGGCCCGCAGUACCACCACGUGCAGAUCGAGUACUACGGCACCUGCAAGCAGAUGCCGGAGUGUAGCGAGAGCGAGAUGUCGGACUUCCCGCGGCGCAUGCGCGACUGGCUGUUCAACAUAAUGCGCGACAUGGCCGAGCGCAGCGAGCUCACGCCGCACUACCUGCAGAUGGAGCGCGAGGCCGAGUCCAACCUCACGCGCCGCUGGGCCAACGCCGCCAUAUGGAAGUGGUGCGACCUCGAUGCGCACGACAACGACAGAUACGUGUCCCGCCACGAGCUGUUCCCGAUCCGGGCGCCGCUGAUGGCGCUGGAGCACUGCAUCGCGCCGUUCCUCGAUCACUGCGACGAGGACGACGACCACCGCAUCACGCUCGCCGAGUGGGGCAAGUGCCUGCAGCUCGACGAGUCGGAGCUAGAGGACCGAUGUGACGAGUUCGUGGACGACCCGAACGCGUAAGGCGGCGCCGGCGCAGGUCACUGGCGCGGCGCGGCCCGCCUACACUCACACUGCCGAUACUUUGUACUAAGUUAGAACUACACAAAAAUUAUAUUAGAAAAAAGAAGAAUGAUUUAUUAAGUACUCUAUCUAUAAUGUCUUACAUACGAUCGUAUUACAUUUGUUACAAAUAAUAAACACUCUUGUAAAUAGCAGUACUGUGAUGAUCGAGCCAAAUUAAUUAUUACUAUAGGUUAUAAAUGUAAAUGUUUUUAAUAAAUAAUUUACACCAA